Molecule: messenger RNA, 2955 nt
Organism: Phasianus colchicus (ring-necked pheasant)
Lineage: Eukaryota; Metazoa; Chordata; Aves; Galliformes; Phasianidae
Source: RefSeq, a predicted model, not a curated record
AGUUGAGUUCAAGCUGGGCUUUUGCCUAAUUUUCUCCCUGCGCAUCCUAACAAGCAACUUCUUCAUAUUCUCUUCAAGUUGCCCAUUCUUCCACAGGAGGUAGAUUCUCUUUUUCUCCUGGAGCCUCAGAAGAAGCUCCUUAUUCAUCCAUGCUGGUCUUCUUCCCCGCCAGCUCAUCUUGCAACUCAGGGGGAUGGCCUGUUCCUGUGCCUUUAAGACUUCCUUCUUCAGGAGCGACCAGCCUUCCUGGAGCCCUUUACCCUCCAAGAAUGAAUCCCAAGGGACCCUCCCUACUAGUCUGCUGAAUUCAGAGUUUGCCCUCAUUAGCAGUUUUGCUGUCCCCUCUCCUAGCUCUGCCAAGAAUAAAGAACCCUACUAUUUCAUGGUCGCACUGUCCAAGACAGUUCCCAACCUCCACAUCUCCCACUAGACCUUCUCUGUUACUCAAUGGCAGGGCACCUCCCCAGUAGGCUCUAUCACCAGCUGCAGAAGGAAGUUAUAUUCCAUACACCCUAGCAACUUCCUAAACCGCUUCUUCUGUGCUGCGUUGUAUUCCCAGCAUUUAUCAGGAAAGUUGAAGUCCCCCACGAAGACAAGGGCUGGCAAUCACACAACUGCCAGCUGCUCAUAGAACAUCUCAUCUGUCUCUUCAUUCCAGUUAAGUGGUCUAUAACAGACCAUCACCAGGAUGUCUGCCUUGUUGGCCCUUCCCUUGUUCCUUACCCAUACAGAUUCAACCUUAUCAUCCCUUAUUGAGCACAAGCUCAAAAACAUCAAAAUACUCUCUAACAUAGAAAGCCUCACCACCAGCCCUCCUUCCCUGCCUAUCCUUCCUGAAGAGCUUGCAGACAUCCAUUGCAUCACUUCAGUGAAGCACAUCCCACCAUAUUUCUUCAGUGGCAACUAAGUCAUAGUUUGCCUGUCACACAAUGGCUUCCAGCUCUUCCUGUUUGCUGCCCAUGCUGAGUGCAUAGGUGUAGAUGCACUUCAGCUGUGUCAUGAAUCAAUCAGUAUCACAACUUUAAUAUUCACGUUCUACAUUAGUAUACUAAUUUAUUCAUUUGCAGAUGAUGACUAAACUACAGUACUGAAAACACUGUAUACGCACUAGGAAAAGAGCUCCUGAAAAACAAAACAUUUCAUGCAGAGACUCUAAAAUCAAACAUGGCUUCAGCCUGGUGCACACCAAGGUACUGCAUUAUGGGGACAAAUAUGACCAGGUCUGUGCCCCCCUCCCCACUGCUCCUCGCACACAGCCAGAGCCGGGCUUUGGCCCCAGAAGCAGCCAGCCCGGCCUCCGUGUCUGAGCUUAAACACACAGGGAUCAUCUCCCUUUUCAAGGAGCACAAAGAGUUUGUUAUAAAGACUGAAAAAUGUGUGGCAGCCUUACAGUUCGAGCUCCAGUAGUGGUCAAGUGAGCCUGGUUUUGAGCCCCCCAAAAUGCUAAAUUUCAUCUCUGCUUUGCACCACCCAAUGAGCCUGAAGUGCCAAAACCACACAUCCAGCCUCAUUCUGAGUCUCAAAUGCAUCAUUUGGUCUGUUUUCAAGCCUCUACAUCAAGCCCUAGAAAUACAGCAGUCGUUCUGCUUCCCAAACCUGGGAACGCACAGCUCUGAGCCCCACAGCCCCAUCAAAUGAGCCUGGGUUCGAUCCCCAAACCACGGGCCUUCAGUCUCGAUUACUCCAACCUGAAAACCGGCCCAAAGAGCCUCAUUCCCUGCCCCCUCAAGACGAACGGUCUCAUCUCCCCACCGAACCCCAAACAGGGCACUGAGCCUAGGUUUCAGCCCCCGGCAAGGCACGAAUUCACCCGUGCUGCCGACCCCCAAACUGCUCACCCAGCUGCAUUCUCCACCCCAGCAGCCAACACCGCACAGCGGCGCUUCUCGCGAUGCCCGGCCCCGGGGCGAGAGGCCCCGCAGGGAAGCUCGGGCGAGGAGCCGGGUCCUCCGAGCGCCCGGACCGACGGGGAAACCGAAAGCAGAAGCGGGCGAUCGGCGGACAAAACUUUCCGCUCCUACCUUCCUCGUGGGAUCCGCGGCUCCGGGCUCCUCCCGUCUCUCGUGCGGAGCUCGGAGACAGGCACGCCGGCUGCCGGGCCGCGGAGAGACACGCCUGGCCCGGCCAGCUCGCGCCGCCCCACGGCCACCGGUCCCGGGGUCAGAGCACGCGAGAGCCGCAAAAGAGAACCCCGCCCCGUCGGGCGGCGGGGCUGCCCUACAGCUGGGAGGAGCGGAGCGGCCCCGCCCAGCGCGGCCCGGCGUCUGCGCAGACGGAGGCGCCAUGGCGGAGAAGGCGCAGAAGAGCGUGAAGAUCGCACCGGGAGCCGUGGUGUGCGUGGAGAGCGAGAUCCGUGGGGAUGUCACCAUCGGUACCCGGAAAACAUCACGCCAGAAACUGAGGAGGUGGAGCCCAAGCCCAUGAUCAUCGGCACCAACAAUGUCUUUGAAGUUGGGUGCUAUUCACAGGCAAUGAAAGUGGGAGAUAACAAUGUAAUUGAAUCCAAAGCAUUUGUUGGCAGGAAUGUGAUCCUAACGAGCGGCUGCAUCAUUGGGGCCUGCUGCAACGUCAAUACCUAUGAGGUGAUCCCUGAGAACACAGUCAUCUAUGGUGCGGAUUGCCUUCGCCGCGUGCAGACCGAGCGGCCGCAGCCUCAGACACUGCAGUUAGACUUCCUGAUGAAAAUCCUGCCCAAUUACCAUCACCUGAAGAAGACGACGAAAGCUGCAUCCACACCUGUGAAGAGCUGAAAGCCCUCUGCUGUCAGUUGUAUGCCUGGCGUCUCUUGUCCUUUGGCACUGCACAGCCCGGGAAGCAGCUGGGCUCUGCAUCGUUCAAUUCUUGCUUGUGUCUUUUAUUUAUAGCCCCCACAGGCUUUGGACCUGUUAUCUCCCUCGCACCAACUCUAACGUUCCACAUGCUUUAUGGGAAUAAAGUUGUUCUGCUCUUGCUGCA